Lolium rigidum is the source of this 3411-nucleotide messenger RNA. RefSeq lists its product as uncharacterized. NCBI's taxonomy places the organism in Eukaryota, Viridiplantae, Streptophyta, Magnoliopsida, Poales, Poaceae. The record is from RefSeq and is a predicted model, not a curated record. Gene Ontology annotation, molecular function: protein binding. The transcript has 4 exons. The coding region runs from base 1770 to 3098 and encodes 442 amino acids.
AGCCGCUUUUCCUUUUCUCCUCCUAUCAUUUCUGGGAUUCACCACUCUAGAUCUUGCAAGAAAUCCAUGUCAUAGUCACAGUGGAAGUACAUGAUCCUUGUCUCCGUGAGGAAGUUGGCCAUUUCGCUUCAUAUGCCUAACAAGGCACCACUACACCUAUUUGAAACAUUGGUAGGUCACUGUUUGCUCAUUAUUUUUCUAUGCCUCCUAUUUUCUCUUAUAAUUUCGUUUUUUUCUAUGUUGAUGUAUUGAUACUUCUCAACAUUAUUACAAUGGUUUUUUCGGCCUUCCGUUCUACUACACUUUCUAACACCCUUCUAUCUGCAUGUUCAAUUCGUUGAAGUUGUUCAAUGAAGAUUUAUUUUGGUAGAUCUAUAUGCAUGUUAAUGCAUAUAUGUGUUCUAUGUCUUACAUGUUUGUAGAUCUACACAUAUGCGGUGUACGUAGCUAUAAAACUGGCUAGUAACACAUGAUCAAUUAUUACCAUUUGAAGAUUUAUUUUUGUUUUGGUAGUGUGCAUCCUAGAAAAUUUGUAAUUAGCAUCUAUCCUUUUAUCUAAAGUGAAAUAAUUGGGGUCCGUAAUUUACAUGAUACUUAUGAUACUUGUUAGUGACACCACUAGAUCCUAGAUUGUUGUCCUCACCCGUCUUGAUUUGGAUUGGACAUUAGUGGGGUAAGACAUAUCAUGAUAUUGGAUUUUGAGAUAUUUUCCAUGUACAAUAAGCUCUAUUGCCAUGGCUACAAUGUGGUAUCAACUAAAGACUGCGGUUUUAUGAGCUCGAGGUACAAUAGGACAAAUACCAUGACAAACUGGAAUUGAUAAAUGGUUAAAAAUUGGCAUGCAUGUGUAAAGUAAUAAUCUAGAUGGUUACCAUUAUAAUGGAAGCAAUGGAGACUAAGCGCAAGACGACAUUUGACAUACUUACACAUUUAUAAUUCUAAGAUGAGAAAUAUUAUAGAUAUUUAUAGUGGAAUGGAUCAGGAAUAAGAAAAUAUUUUUCUGAGAUUUUCUAGAAACGGGUAGUUGUAGUUUUUAGCUAGAAGGUUGUGGACAAUUUUUUCCUAGGGUGAAAAGAACACAAAACUUACUGCAGUGUGUUACUUCUAAUUGAGUACUCACAUGAUGGAAACAAUUACUACUAUUAUCUAUUAAAAAUACUUAACAUUAUUUUCUUAUCUGGCUCACAUGAACAAGAUAUCAUACCUCGAUGUCCACCUAUAAAUCAAUCAAAGUGAAGAACAUAAUCACGCCAGGAGAUGUGAUAAUUUGCACACAUGUAUUUCAUAAUAUCUACCAUCAAAAUCAUCUAAGGCGUGGUCAUAUAUCUAUGAGUGAACAUUUGUGCUGACAAUGAAGAUUAACCAUUGAACAAUACCAAUACAACAUGCAUAAAUAAAGUUACAUUCAGGUCAUUUGUUUUCAUGACUUUGAGUGGCCUAAGUAAUUGUUUCAUUUUAUUCUAUGUUAUCCUUUUAUUUCAAGAGAGAGUGCUUAUGUAUGUAGAUUUAUGAGACAUUUUAAUGCUUCCAUUGUCAAGUUGAAAAUAUUGACCACAUAUGUAUCGAUGAUGACAAGAAAUCUAGUUAUUGGUGGAAUUUGUUAGCAUCUUACAUAGUUUUUUAUUAUAAUAAAUAUAAGUAAUUCUAGUUUAAUUAUAAUUCUCCUACUUUGCUCCAUCUAUCUAUCAUAUCCUCAACAUCCAGUGAAGCUUCUUGUUUACUUAUGUAAUGAGUUUUUCCUUGAUAAUAGCUUCUUGUUUACUUAUGUAAUGAGUUUUUCCUUGAUAAUUUGCCUUCCUUCACUACUUCAAUUGAUAACAUGGUUAUUUUGUUGGCCCAAUAGCAUUGUUGCAUGUUACCUAUUCAACAUGAUGGCUGAAAGCAACAAGAAAAAGAAACAAGAAGCGGAAAGUUGGGGUCUCAACAUUCUGAACAUCCCAAAUGAUGUCCUUGAGCACAUAUUGUCAUUCUUUACCUCACGUGAGGUUGUGAAGACAUGUCUUAUUUCUAAGAAUUGGCGCCACCAAUGGAAAUAUGUUCCUACCCUGCAGAUAUGUGAUACUGUCGAUAAUUGCAAUAAGUUUUUGUGCAAUUUCUUGCUUGCCCGCCAUCACAAUCCAAUAAAUUUUUGCGAUCUCCAGUAUAUUGAUGAAGAAACUAAACAAAUGCAUGUCAUGAACACAUGCAUCUUCUAUGUCAUGAAAAUGUGUCAUGUUCAGGAGCUCAAACUUAGUUUGAGGUCUAACUUUGAUUUCUUGAAGUUAAGAAAUCAAGCUCACACCUCCAAACACUUGAGGAUAUUGGAUCUCCAUAAAGUUCACUUAAAAUCUCGAACUGCUGAUUUCUCAAGCUGGCCAUCAUUGGAGGAUGUUGUUCUAAUCAAUUGCAUACUUGACGCAAAGACAAUCAUGUCAGAAUCACUAAAGCGUCUGACUGCUGUAGAUUGUGAAUUUGAUGCAGGGGACACCCGCACUCACAUUUCUACUCCAAAUCUCAUCUUCCUAAAGUUUGAUGAAGCUUGGUUUAGAACUCCUUUAUUUGAAUGUAUGCCUUUCCUUGAAGAUGCAUAUAUGAGAUUUGGCAAUGCUUGUUGGGAUCAUUGUCAAUAUGAUAAGUCUUGGCCAUGUGGUAAUGUGAACUGCUAUGGUUGUUCUUGCAAUAAUGAUAACAAAGAAGUUAGCUUGGUUCUUGAAGGCUUAUCGAAUGCUACUCACUUGGAGUUGAUAAAUGAAUUACCCCACUUGUUCAUUUUCGAAAGGGAUUUGAGACAAUGCCCAAUAUUUAAAAAUCUGAGGACACUAAGACUCAAUGAGUGGUUUUUUAUUGCUGACCUCCACAGACUUAUCUGCAUUCUAAAUAACUCACCCGUUUUAGAGAAGCUUGUUCUUCUACUUUUCAAGCUACCUGAACACAUGGAUGAAGCUAAUAAAUUCCACAGUCAAAAGGAACAUCUCCGUGCAAUGGAGAUGCUUAAUGAAGUCAAAAUUAAAUGUAGAAAGAGACAAGCAUGGGUUAAAACAAUUAUAAAUAUCCUAAUUUCUUUGGGCCUACCACCUGAGGUAAUUGUUAUCGAAGAGACUUUGGAGCAUCCGUUGUGAUAGUUGACUAUUGGAGUUGAGCUUGACAAGAGGAAACAUAAUAUCCAGUACCCUAUGGAUUACAAUUCUUGAUUAUCUGAAAAAGAUAUGUUGGGUUUACUCAGGAAUCUUCUUAUUUGUUUUUUAAUGUUUGUCAUACAUAAGGGGACUAGGUAGUGAAUUAUAUGAAGGCACACACAAUUGAGUAAGCCAACCUAUAGGUGUGCAGGAGCACUAUGAGGAAGUAAACAUUUAAGCGACCGUCGACUGAUCACAAGGAGUGGUGCGAGAGUAAACUGUAUUGGCUACGGAAAGUGCGAAAAGGAACAAGUAU